AUGAUUGUCCAAGAGCCUAUACAGGUUAUCGUUUGGGAUUGUCUCAAUAAUUAUGAAUAUGAUAAUGCUAUAUUUCUGGCCGAAAGAUUACAUGCUGAAGUUUCCUCUGAGGAGACGGCAUUUCUUUUAGGAACAUGUUAUUAUAGAGCUGGACGUGUGAAUGAAACUCAUCAUUUACUACAAAAUAUAUCUUUAACUUUACCACAAGCAAGAUUUCUCUUAGCAAAAUGCUCAGUUGAUCUUAAAUCAUACAAAGAUGCUGAAAUUGCAUUAGGAACCAAUUUAGAUAUUGUAGCUUCUGAAUUUGGUGAACAAGCCCCAUAUGCAUUACAGUUGCUUGCAAAAAUUUACAACAUUACAGAGAGGAGAAGUAAAGCUGCUGAGGCUCUCCGGAAAGCACUGUCUAUGAAUCCAUUUAUGUGGAAAUCAUUUGCCUUACUAUGCAACAUGGGUGAAAAAGUCGAUCCUCAUAAUGUAUUCCAAAUUAACAACACUGAAUUUACAUUUGGUGUUUCCACAUUAGUGAAUCUAGUCAGCAAUUCAGAAAAUAUUUCAUUUGUAAAUAGUAAAUAUCCUAACAAUACUAUUAAUACAAAUGUGACGCCUAAUAAUGUUGCCCGAACACCUAUGAAUAUGUCUACAAGCAUCACACCAGAUGUUCAAGCCCCAAAUGUUAAGAGAAUGUAUAGUGUAUUUAGUGGGAUAGUCCCUAUUCCAGCUUCUCCCUCGUUCGGCAUGUUACCUAUGGAAGAAUCUCCUAUUUUAUAUACUCCAACCUUAACGGAUGCCAAUGAACAAAAAGCUCUACCGAAUAUAGUUAACUCAUUAAGAGCACAUGUCAGUCAACUAAAAGAUGCAGUAUUUAGUCCAGGACCACGGUGUACAUUGGGACCUGCACCUCGGAGAUCUUCUAGGUUGUUUAGUAAUAACAAUAGUAGUUAUUCAGUUAAAGAAAACAAUAAGUCUCCAAGUCGUAAGUUCGUCGCGCCUAAAAGCCCGUCUAGGAAAAAUAAACAACGCACAGCCAAAAAUAUCAAAAGUAACACUGAAUCCAGUGAAAGAAAUAAAAGUAUAGAAACAAUAACUCCUACCUUAACGCCAAAGAAUACCAACGGUGUAGCACUAUUAAAUUUACUAAAGGAAUUAGGAGAGGCUUAUAAAUCAUUAUCUUUCUUAGACUGUAAAACAGCUAUAAAACUAUUUCAAGAGAUACCUCCAAAGCAACUCGCGUCGCCCUGGGUCCAGACCAUGAUAGCUCGUGCGCAUUACGAACUGGCGCAGUACGAAGCCGCUACUAAAAUAUUCUCAGAUAUUAGGAAAAACUACCCAAAUCGCACGGAAGGCAUGGACAUUUAUAGUACAUGUCUUUGGCACUUGCAACGUGAAGCUCAAUUAUCAGCAUUAGCCCAAGAACUAGUAGAACUAAACAGAAACGAUUCAACAGCGUGGCUGGCGGCAGGCAACUGUUUUUCAUUACAUAAAGAGCGGGAAACUGCUUUGAAAUUUUUCAAACGAGCUGUACAAAUAGACCCAGACGCAGCAUAUGCGCACGCUUUGCUAGGCCACGAAUAUGCCGUGGCAGAAGAGACUGAUAAAGCACUUUCCAGCUUUAGAACAGCUGUUAGUAUUGAUCCUAGGAAUUAUGUAGCUUGGUUCGGAAUUGCGACGGUUUACGCGCGCCAAGAGCGUUGGAAAGCGUCGGAGGUUCAUAUCCGUCGGGCAUUGGCGAUACAUCCGCACUCGGGCGUGUUGCGAUGCCAACUCGGUCUAGCACAGGCGGCCUUGGGCAAAAUGGAUCGAGCAAUCGCUACUCUAGAGAGAGCAGUCGCUUUAGACACGGAGAAUCCCCUCUGUCGCUUUCACAGAGCAUCGCUAUUACUCCGCGCCGGCAGGCCACAGGACGCUCUCACUGAUCUACACCAUUUGAAAGAUAUUGCUCCUAGAGAAUCUUUAGUAUACUAUUUAUUGGGAAAGGUACACAAUAAACUGGGUAACUCACAUCUCGCUCUGAUGCACUUCAGUUGGGCCACCGACUUGGAUCCCAAAGGUACAGGUGGACAUAUAAAAGAAGGUUUUGACCCCUCAAAACAGGAAGACACCCCCGAGAGAUCGUCC
Molecule: messenger RNA, 2115 nt
Organism: Brenthis ino (lesser marbled fritillary)
Lineage: Eukaryota; Metazoa; Arthropoda; Insecta; Lepidoptera; Nymphalidae
Source: the annotation of a GenBank genome assembly